This is a messenger RNA of Scomber japonicus (chub mackerel), 912 nucleotides long. Its product is annotated as interferon-induced protein 44-like. The transcript is spliced from 8 exons. The record is from RefSeq and is a predicted model, not a curated record. Bases 1 to 912 code for a protein of 303 amino acids. NCBI's taxonomy places the organism in Eukaryota, Metazoa, Chordata, Actinopteri, Scombriformes, Scombridae.
AUGACAGACUCCAAGAAUAUUCACCCAGGUGAACCAAGAAGCACCUAUGUGUUAGAACCCCCCCCCCCCCCCCCCCCCCCAGUUCUCGACAAACCAUGGAGAGAAAUAAACUGGGGUGACAAACAGAGCACUCUGCAGUAUGUGAAUGACUACAAACCUCAUAUUGAAGGUCGGUAUCUCAGGAUUCUUCUUCAUGGACCGGUUGGAGCUGGAAAAUCCAGUUUCAUCAACUCUGUUAAAAGUGUCUUACAAGGCAAAAUGUGCGGAGCGGCCUUGGUGGCAAACAUUGGUGGUGACUGUUUCACCAAGAAGUUCACAACCUACAAGAUAGAAAAGGGAAACCCAAGCACCUUUUACCCUUUUGUCUUCAAUGACAUCAUGGGCCUGGACCCAAGCAAAGGUGUCCUUGUAGACGACAUCAAACUGGCUUUGAUGGGACAUGUGAAGGACGAUUACAGGUUCAAUCCUGAGCGUACGUUAUCAGAAGGCGACCCAUCCUACAACACAGAAGUAAGUCCCAACAAUGAAGUUCAUGUCCUGGUUUGUGUCAUUCCUGCUGACACAGUAAAUCAAAUAAGUCAAGAAGUUAUAAGGAAGGUUGGGGAAAUCAGGAAAGCAGCCAGUGAACUAGGGAUUCUUCAAGUGGCCGUUCUCACCAAAAUUGAUGAGGCCUGUCCUGAGAUCGAAAAAGACUUAAAGAACGUCUACAAGUCUGUCUACCUGAAGGAGAAGAUGGAGCAGUUCAGUGCAGAUGUGGGGAUCCCAAUGAACUGCAUCUUUCCCAUGAAAAACUACUUUGAAGAAAUCGAUUUGAAUGAUGAUGUUGACUCACUAAUCCUGAGCACACUGAGAAAAAUCAUCGACUUCGGAGAUGAAUUCAUCAACCACAAAAUGAAUCAGUCUGAAGGUUAA